Solanum lycopersicum (tomato) is the source of this 2687-nucleotide messenger RNA. RefSeq lists its product as uncharacterized. The record is from RefSeq and is a predicted model, not a curated record. Gene Ontology annotation, biological process: nucleobase-containing compound metabolic process. Gene Ontology annotation, molecular function: nucleic acid binding; 3'-5' exonuclease activity. Lineage: Eukaryota; Viridiplantae; Streptophyta; Magnoliopsida; Solanales; Solanaceae.
CACAGUACAGUCACGUAUCCUGCGCAUAAUAGCUGCUGCAGUCAAUUUACACAGAGACUGAUAUAAGAAAUACAAUAAACCACACAAGAGACUCACACAUAUUUGUUUCUCUUCCAUUUUUAACAAUUGAAAGCUUUCAUCAAUGGCAGUUCAUUAGGGUUUUUUCUUUAAUUUAUGCCACAUUCAAAAGGAGUUGCAAAAUCUCAAACUAUAUAGUCUUGCUUGUUUCUUUUUUUUUUUCCCGGAAAAUACACCGCUACAUUGUUCUUGUUCCUUGGUUUGUGUUGUAGAGAGAAAGAGAAAUCACGAAAUUUUAGUUGCAGUGAGAGUGGUGGUUCUUUAACUGCUUGUUGGUUAAACGAGAAUCUUCGUCGGUGAGUGUUUGAUCAAUGUAUUGGUGCAUAUCAGUUAUCAGAGACUGCUGCCUGCUACAAGAAAGAUGCUUAGGAUAGUGAAACUUGUUCCUGUUUAUAAUAUCUUCGAAGUCCUAUUUGUCUUAUAGAAAAGGGCUGAUGAAGUGUCUUCUUUGGUCCAUUCCGUGUGCUUACUUGCCCUGCAAAAUGGAACUUGGCCAUGAUGCUUCUAGAAAGCUUAGCAAGCUCUCGGACUCAAGACUAGCAAAUCCACUGCUCCAGCUUCUAUGCCCAAGUCCAGGUUUUUUCUACUUCUGGUUCCUUCGACUAUCUACCAUGGGUGUGGAUGAAAAACUUUUGCACCUACACAAUCAAAAUAAAGUUCGGCAUCCCUUGGCUGUAUCUAGACAUGCUUUGUGCGAUCUAUCCAAUGUUUCUCCGGUGGUUUUCCUCUACCUCUUAAAGGAAUGCUAUGUUUAUGGAACAUGCAAGGCGACUGCUAAGUUUCGAGUUCUGCAACAGCAAGCGUAUGGGUUUUUGUACAAUGAUCCUCAACCUGGAGCAGCCAUCUUUGUUGCACAGUGCCUGUAUGUGCUGCCUAUAUUUGAGUCACACUGUGAAGGAUUCAGUCAUUUGAUAAUAUCUGCCCUUCGUCAUUUCCUGAAAGUGGGAAAUGACAUGAAUGGUAUCUACAAAGCUAAGCUUUUGGCUGCCAAAUUAUUUCUUGCCAUUGUUGACGGCACUCUGCAUCAUGAAGAAAGAGUCCUAGUCAAAAUCCUUGAAGUUUUUGAUGUCAGUCUGUCAAACAUAGAAAAAGCUAUGUAUGAUGUAGAUGAGAAGGGUCACACAUGCCAGACGGCUAAGGUAUUGGUUGAACAAUAUAUUUCUAGGUUAGUAGAUUCCCAGUCUUACAUGACUGCAGUUUCAUUGUUGGAACACUUCUCCUUCCGGGAAUCUGGCGAAUCAUUUCUGCUUAAAAUGUUGGAAAGCAAAGAAUACAGAGCAGCAGAAAAGUGGGCAACUUUUAUGGGGAAGCCAAUCUUAUGCACCCUUGUCCGAGAAUACGUCAACAGAAAACUACUAAAGCACGCCUUUGAUGUUAUAAGGCAAAACAAUAUUCGGGAGGAGUUCCCAGAAAUAUAUCGUCAAUACAAAGAAAGUAAACUGAAGAAGCUAGCAGAAAAGGGCUGCUGGGACGUUGCUGAGGCAAGGAUAAAUGAUGAUCGACAACUUCUUGAAUACUUGGUAUAUUUGGCUAUGGAAGCUGGUUACAUGGAGAAGGUCGAGGAACUCUGUGAACGGUAUUCCCUUGAAGGUUUCAUAAAUGUCAAAGAGCUCGAGGAAAGUAUUCCAACACACCGAUAUUUGCAGCUUGAUGAAUUGUCAAUUAAGGAAGUAGUCUGGGUAGAUGAAAUGAAUAGCUUACUGGAUGCAACAUUCGACAUUGAAGAAUGUAAAGUUGUGGGCGUUGACUGUGAGUGGAAGCCUAAUUAUGAAAAGGGAUGCCCACCUAAUAAGGUUUCCAUCAUGCAGAUUGCUUCAGAUAACAAAGUUUAUAUACUUGAUCUCAUUAAGUUAAAUGGAGAUGCUCCGGAUGUACUGGAUGACUGCUUAACCCGCAUAUUGCAUUCUCCAAGAGUACUGAAGCUUGGUUACAACUUCCAGUGUGAUGUGAAGCAGCUUGCUAUAUCUUAUGGGCAGUUACAAUGCUUCAAGCACUAUGACAUGCUACUCGAUAUCCAGAAUGUGUUCAAAGAACCAAGAGGUGGUCUCUCUGGUCUGACAAAGAAAAUAUUGGGUACUGGAUUGAAUAAAACAAGAAGGAAUAGCAACUGGGAGCAACGGCCUUUAACUCAGUUUCAGCUAGAAUAUGCUGCUCUUGAUGCUGCUGUUCUUGUUCACAUAUUUCGUCAUGUUCGCGGCUACACACAACCUACUGGUGACCAGGAUGGGCAUUCCAAAAUUGAGUGGAAGUCACACAUUGCUUCCCACAUUGAUAACUCGAAUUCGAAGAUUUCCAAAAAAGAAGUUAAAAAGCGGAAAGCCAAGGCCAAAACUGAUAAAGCUUCACAAAGCGCCGAGACUAAGGAGCUUACUGAACAAACUUUAAGUUAAAACUAGGGAAAUAAAGUUGUUAUAAUACACCAAAGUUUUAGUCACAUGUAAGCAUUUUUCUUUUGAAAAAGACGCACAUAUUUACAGUUUAAAGCCUUGAACUGUUGCAGGCUUGUGAGUAACAUUGGUUAAAUUAGUUUUGGUUUUUCGGAAUCCUAUUUCAUUUUCUCUCUGAGGCCAAAAUAUAAUUGAAAAGCUUAGAUCCAGUUGAUAAUAUUA